AGCGGCGGGAGCGCAGCGCAGGGAGCGGACGGGCCGGGAGCGGCUGUGGCGGCGGGAUGAGGAUGCGCGGGUUGUGGGUGCUGGUGCUGCUGCUGGGGCUGGCUCAGAUCGCCCUCCUGGCGCGGGGCGCGGCCGCACAAGAGGAGGAUGGCGACGGAGAAUCUGUUACAAAAGAAGCUGACGAUGAAGGUGAUGAUGAUGACGAUGAAGAAGAUGAGGAAGACGACGAUGAUUCUGUAGUUAAAGAGGAGAAUGGUGUGUUAGUCCUGAAUGAUGCCAACUUUGACACCUUCACUGCAGACAAGGACACCGUGCUGCUGGAGUUCUACGCACCAUGGUGUGGGCACUGCAAGCAGUUUGCUCCUGAGUAUGAGAAGAUAGCCAAAACUCUGAAGGAAAAUGACCCUCCUAUUCCUGUAGCCAAAAUAGAUGCUACUGCUGCCACUUCACUGUCGAGUCGUUUUGAUGUCAGUGGCUACCCAACCAUCAAAAUCCUGAAAAAAGGCCAAGCUGUUGACUACGAUGGGUCUCGGACAGAAGAGGCUAUUGUGGCCAAAGUCAAGGAGGUUUCUGACCCCAACUGGACCCCUCCACCCGAAGCUACUCUGGUAUUGACCCAGGAUAAUUUUGACGAAGUUGUGAAUGAUGCUGACAUAAUCCUGGUGGAGUUCUAUGCUCCAUGGUGUGGCCACUGCAAGAGGCUUGCUCCAGAGUAUGAGAAGGCUGCCCAGGAGCUCAGCAGGCGCACGCCUCCCAUCCCCCUGGCUAAAGUCGAUGCCACAGCUGAAACGGAGCUUGCAAAGAAGUUUGAUGUCACUGGCUACCCAACCCUCAAAAUCUUCCGCAAGGGCAAGCCUUACGACUACAGCGGUCCUCGGGAAAAAUACGGUAUUGUCGACUACAUGAUUGAACAGGCUGGUCCUCCAUCCAAACAGAUUCAGGCUACCAAGCAGGUUCAAGAAUUUCUGAAGGAUGGAGAUGAUGUCAUCAUCAUUGGUGUCUUUAGUGGAGAGAAUGACAAAACCUAUCAGCUCUAUCAGGAAGCAGCUAAUGGUUUGAGAGAAGAUUAUAAGUUCCAUCACACCUUCAGCAAUGAGAUUGCAAAACUAUUGAAAGUUUCUCCAGGAAAACUGGUUGUCAUGCAGCCAGAAAAAUUUCAGUCAAAGCACGAGUCCAAGAUGCACGUUCUGAAUCUUAAAGACUCUACAGAUGGAUCUGAGAUUAAAGAGCACGUGCUAAAACAUGCUUUGCCUCUGGUUGGUCAUCGCAAGCCUUCCAACGAUGCCAAGAGAUACUCCAAGCGUCCUCUGGUGGUUGUCUACUACUCUGUGGACUUCAGUUUCGACUACCGUGUUGCUACUCAGUACUGGAGAAGCAAAGUCCUGGAAGUGGCUAAAGACUUCCCUGAAUACGUGUUUGCUGUUUCUGAUGAGGAAGAUUAUUCUUCUGAAAUAAAGGAUUUGGGCCUGCUUGAGAGUGGAGAGGAUGUCAACGCUGCCAUUCUGGAUGAAGGUGGCAAGAAGUAUGCCAUGGAGCCAGAGGAGUUUGACUCUGAUGUACUCAGGCAGUUUGUGGUGGCAUUCAAAAAAGGAAAACUGAAGCCAAUUGUGAAGUCCCAGCCAGUGCCAAAAAAUAACAAAGGGCCUGUGAAAGUGGUAGUGGGUAAAACUUUUGAUACCAUAGUGAUGGAUCCAAAGAAUGAUGUUCUCAUAGAGUUCUAUGCCCCAUGGUGUGGACACUGCAAGAAACUAGAACCAGUGUAUAAUGAGCUAGGCAAAAAAUACAAGAAUGAGAAAAAUCUGAUUAUAGCCAAGAUGGAUGCUACUGCCAACGACGUGACGAAUGACCACUACAAAGUGGAGGGAUUCCCCACCAUCUACUUCGCUCCAAAGGACAAGAAGAACAACCCAAUUAAAUUUGAAGGCGGGGACAGAGAUUUAGAGCAUUUGAGCAAAUUUAUAGAGGAGCAUGCAACAAAACUCUCCAGAACAAAAGAAGAGCUUUAGAUAAGAUGAGGGUGGAGAAGAAAAGUUGUUUGUACAAUGUAGUUAAAAUCAAGUUACUGACAAAACUUGGUGAGAGAAGAAUUAAGCAGUUUUGAGCAAAGAGAUUCUUGAGCAGUAAAGCAAUUUAAGUAUCUUUUUCUUUUUUUUAUAUGGCAGAUGAGUUUUUUUCUGGACACUGAACUUAAUACUCUAAUAUGAAUGUCUUAUGUUAGUUACGGUUUUGAUCUUUGGAGAAAAAUACAUCCUUUAUUUUUUGUGACUA
This is a messenger RNA of Zonotrichia leucophrys gambelii, 2268 nucleotides long. It is a transcript of the gene PDIA4, whose product is annotated as protein disulfide isomerase family A member 4. The transcript is spliced from 10 exons. Gene Ontology annotation, molecular function: protein disulfide isomerase activity. The record is from RefSeq and is a predicted model, not a curated record. Gene Ontology annotation, cellular component: endoplasmic reticulum; endoplasmic reticulum lumen; cell surface. NCBI's taxonomy places the organism in Eukaryota, Metazoa, Chordata, Aves, Passeriformes, Passerellidae. Bases 57 to 2006 code for a protein of 649 amino acids. Gene Ontology annotation, biological process: protein folding; response to endoplasmic reticulum stress.